CACGAGCGGGUCGGCAAAAAAACUGUUUCCGGUCGUAACACAAACAAUCUCUCUGCCCUUUUGUAUCUCCGAUUCCAAUUUUUCCGAUCGCCGACUGCCUAUCCGUUUUCACAAACCGGAAACCGCCGGCGCAAUUUCCACCGCCUAGCUUCAGUUCUUCUCACGCAGUAAGUGUGAUCCACUGCGUGCUCGUGUACAAGCACAUCAUAUGCUUUGGAGAAGUCGAAAAUUCCCAAUUUAUACGAUUCAUUAGCUCGGAUGGAUAAGUACAGAAUGUGAAUUUGAAGUAGGUUUUAGUAUAUGCGAGUUUUGAUCGGUCAGAGAUAAAGAAUGAGAACUCUGUGCGACGUCUGCGAGAGCGCGGCGGCGAUUUUGUUCUGCGCCGCGGAUGAGGCGUCGCUCUGCCGCGCUUGUGAUGAUAAGGUUCAUAUGUGUAACAAGCUUGCUAGUAGGCACGUACGAGUUGGGCUAGCCGAGCCUAGUGAAGUCCCGCGUUGUGACAUAUGUGAGAAUGCGCCUGCUUUCUUUUACUGUGAGGUCGAUGGAACUUCCCUUUGUCUGCAAUGCGAUAUGAUUGUCCACGUUGGUGGCAAAAGAACCCAUGGAAGAUAUCUUUUGCUGAGGCAGAGAGUUGAGUUUCCAGGGGACAAACCUGGAAGUGGGAGCUCGGACGAGCCAGGAUCACAUAGACUGAAUCUUGGUGGAGCCAAGAGAGAACCUUCUCACAAGCCAACUCUUGGAGGAAAUGAGGAUGUUGUAAAUCAUCGUGUUUCUGCUGAUCCAACUCCAGAUAACAACACUGAGAAUGAUGGGAACAUGGAGAAUAUGUUUAUCGACCUCAAUUCCAGACCUCAAAGGAUGCGUGGUCGACCUCCAACGCAUCAGGGACGUCGGGACGGAUUGGGCGACAGCAAUCAUCAGUCUGAAAGUGUCGUUCCAGAUGGAUAUUUGAAAACGGAGCUUGAAAAGUAAUGAAGGACUUUACUUUUUUUCUUUCUUCCAGCACUGACUGUGUUUUGGGUUUUCAUCUGUAUCCAAAAUGCUUGUGUUCUUGCAUAAAGUGCCCUCGUCUGCACUUUGCAGUCGAGAGAUGCAAUGAAGCUGGAGUUUGCUGUUGUAAUAAUCUAAACUAAAGAAGAAAUCUAUUCAUCUCACCUCACUGAAAUGUUUGAUUUAUGCGAAUGAUUCCAUUAAGAUGUAAAAUCCAUAGCAGCAUAAGCUUAUAACAAAAAUGCUUUAUCUUAUUUGAAUUCCUCGAUCAGUCGAUCCACUAAGGUAUUGUAGUGUAAGUAUAAUGAGUGGUUGAAUACGCCAUCAUGUAUUGUCAGACAAGCAUAUUUUCAUAGUGAAAUGCUACUGUCAAUUUUUCUGAUCUUUUUCAUUUUCUUGCAACUAUCUCCAGUUCAGUAAUCCUGCUUGCAGGCAUAUUUAGGCAAUGGAAUGAGACAGCCUAAGGAACAUCUGCCCGUCAACAGUCAGAUUCGAGGAUUUUAUUGUCCACAAUCCUCGCUCCUCCUAGAAUUAUGCAGUCUCUACCAACCAAAGUAGCUCUUGAAGAAAGCUCAUAGAGGAUGAUUAGAGACGAAAGAAAUUUGGAAAAGUCAGCAAUAAAGCUUCAUCAAGAGAUGAAAUUAUCCAGAAUUCAUCUGUAGAGUAUUGUGCAGUCUUGUUGUAUCCGAAGCUCCAAUGGCUUUUCGUGCAGCUUGAAAUGAAGUUGCUUCAACUCUUUUGUUUCUAGUUUUGGUUGCAGAAAUGCUUUGUGGUCAGAUAACAAUAUCAUCGUUUUAGUAUGCUUGAUUUUCUUACAUUAAAUCGUAUAAUCUUACAGAA
Messenger RNA from Salvia splendens (bonfire salvia), 1830 nucleotides. Its product is annotated as B-box zinc finger protein 19. Gene Ontology annotation, biological process: photomorphogenesis; regulation of DNA-templated transcription. NCBI's taxonomy places the organism in Eukaryota, Viridiplantae, Streptophyta, Magnoliopsida, Lamiales, Lamiaceae. Gene Ontology annotation, cellular component: nucleus. Gene Ontology annotation, molecular function: zinc ion binding. The record is from RefSeq and is a predicted model, not a curated record. The transcript is spliced from 6 exons. The coding region runs from base 331 to 972 and encodes 213 amino acids.